AUGGUGAAGGUUAAUCCUUAUCUUGAAGAGAAACGUUCAGGGACAUUUACUGAGAAAAUUGCAGGGUCAUCAAGUAAUAACAAAGCAGAAAACGAAGAGAUCUCUCCAUGUGAGCCUUCGGUUUUGCAGCUUCCUUCUCUGGCAGUUAAUUAUGAUAAUGAAUGUAGUUCAGGCAACAGACAAGUUUCAGAAGAUAAUGUAAUAGCUGGUCCCUCGACUAAACACAGAGAUAUCGACCAGAAAAUGUCAUUUGAACUAGAUUCCGAUCAUGAACGCACUGCUGAUGAAUUAGAGGGUUUUUUUGAAGAUUCCGAUUGCUCAGUAAAGGAUAGAGACUACGUUCCUGAUUCUCCUGAUGUUUCUGAUUCAGAAACUUCAGAUGAAGAAUUGCAUGGUGAACCGGUGAAUGACGACGAGGCCCCAACGAAUAAUAAUACUUUGAAAACCCCUAUAAAAAAAAGGACCCGUUGGAAGAAAUGUGACCCUAGUCAGUGGAAAAAAAAUGUGUCUAAGCGUCAGAAAAUCGAAGCUAAGACACCCAAACCUAUUGAUUGCUCAAAAUGCCGUUUUAAGUGUAUGGAUAAAGUUUCGGAAGACCAACGAUUAAUAAUUUGCAAAAACUUUUGGAGCUGCGAUUUUAACAGAAGAAAGGAUUUUAUUUUAAAUAAUGUUGAAAGUAAGGUUCCUGAAAGACGCAGAGCAAAGUCUGAAUCAAGAGUAAGAGUAUGUAAAAGUUUUUUUAUAAAAACACUUUGCAUAAGUAAAGAGGUCAUAGAGCAUGCCUUUAAGAAUAGAGGAGAAGGAAGGCUGUUUCGCGGAUAUGAUAAAAGGGGCAAAAAGGAACCUCAUAAUAAAACCAAAUCAGAAGAUAUUCAAAAAGUCAAAACACACAUUGAGAGUUUCCCUGUCAUGCAAUCGCACUACACCCGAAAAUCUACCAAACGGCUGUAUUUAGAUUCCAAGUUAAGCAUAGCAAAAAUGCAUUCUCUUUACAAAGAAGAAUGUGAAAAGGAUAGCUCAAUACCAGUCUCACUCAUAACUUACAGAAGAAUAUUAUGUAAUAACUAUAACUAUUCAUUCUAUGUUCCAAAAAAAGAUCAAUGUCAAAUUUGCAUGCAGUAUAAAACUUGUAAAGAAUUGGAGAAAAAGAAGCAAUUAGAGAACAAUUAUCAAAGUCAUGUCUUGAGAAAAGAAGAUUGUAAUGCAGCUAAAAUUAGGGAUAAAGAAAGAGCUUCAAAAGAAAACAAUUUUAUGUGUUGCACAUUCGAUCUACAAGGAGUUCUGCAACUUCCAAGUAGUGACGUGAGUCCUAUGUACUACACUAGAAAACUGUGUACCUAUAAUCUAACAAUUUAUGAAAUGGCACGGCCGAAUAAUGCUUAUUGCUACGUUUGGACUGAGACUAAUGGAAAAAGAGGUAGUUUCGAAAUCGGAACUUGUUUAUAUCAAUACAUCGAGCAGCUCUCUGAAACGGUAACUGAAAUAUCGCUAUUUUCAGAUACUUGUAGCGGUCAAAACCGAAACCAAAACAUUAGUGCCUUAUUGCUCUAUCUGGUCCAAACAAAUCCUAAUGUGCAAAUCAUAGAGCAAAAGUUUAUGGAAAGUGGCCACAGCUACAUGGAAGUCGAUAGCAUGCAUAGCUCAAUUGAAAAAGCAAAAAAGCAUGUCCCAGUUUACACCAUCCACGACUGGAUGAAUAUAUUUCGCAUGGCGAGAAGUUCGAGGUCAAAUAAAAAACCCUACCAUGUUAAAGAAUUAAAAUUUAAUGACUUCUUGGACCUGGACAAAUUCGAAAAACUAAUAAUGAAAAACAAACUUAAAAACACUCUUGGCGAAAAAGUCAACUGGUUAAAAGUCAAGUGCUUUAAGUAUCUCAAAUCCAGGCCAUGGAUUCUUCAGUACAGAUACGACCAUACAUCAGAGUACAUGGAAGUGAAUGUUCUUGGUAAAGGCCGUCCUUCAAACUUUGACAAUUUUGUCCUAGCAAAAGCAUACAGUAAACCUAGAACUAUAACAAGCUUGAAAAAAGCAGACUUGAUAAAGCUCUGUAAAACAGAGGUUAUUCCUGUGGAGUUUCAUAACUAUUAUAAAUCCUUACCAACAUCGAAAGAUGCACAGGAUGUGGUUCCAGAGCCUGCAGCAGAGGAUAGUGACCAAGAGGAGGAAUGGACAGAUGAGGUCCAAGAUGCCUGA
Ceutorhynchus assimilis (cabbage seed weevil) is the source of this 2193-nucleotide messenger RNA. The record is from the annotation of a GenBank genome assembly. NCBI's taxonomy places the organism in Eukaryota, Metazoa, Arthropoda, Insecta, Coleoptera, Curculionidae.